This is a messenger RNA of Drosophila innubila, 1829 nucleotides long. Its product is annotated as nucleoside diphosphate-linked moiety X motif 19. Gene Ontology annotation, molecular function: hydrolase activity, acting on acid anhydrides, in phosphorus-containing anhydrides. Lineage: Eukaryota; Metazoa; Arthropoda; Insecta; Diptera; Drosophilidae. The transcript has 4 exons. Gene Ontology annotation, cellular component: mitochondrion. The record is from RefSeq and is a predicted model, not a curated record. Bases 52 to 1098 code for a protein of 348 amino acids.
UCGAUAUACAUACAAUUCAUCGAUUAACAUUGUUGUUUUGAUAUCUAAAUUAUGUCGAAACAAGUGACGACCAAAUUACGUCAAUCAGCCAGUUUAAUUCUCCUGGCCAAGGACAGAAAUGCCGCUCCCCCAAAUUUUGAUUACAAUGCGUUGCUGCUCACACGAAACUCGAAGUCCAGUUUCAUGCCGGACUCGUCCGUCUUUCCAGGUGGCGUUUGUGAACAGACGGAUUCGUCUCCAGCUUGGUUGACCCACUUUCAGCGUCACGACACAGGCGCAGCCAAAUUGCGAGAGUUUUGCCGGGGAUUGCAGACUGCUUCCUUGAACCCAAAGGAUCAAUCCCUUAACUCGGCCAUUUCGUUGCGUUUGACUGCUCUGCGCGAGACAUUCGAGGAAAUGGGCAUACUGCUGUGCCGGGAUCAGAAGACGGGGACAAGUACUGCAGGGUAUGCACAGUUUAACGAACAGUUCGACCGCCAGCACUGGCAGCAUGAGGUGCACAACGAUGCGAGCAAGUUUCUUUUGCUAUGCGAGAAGUUGGAAGUACUGCCCGACCUAUGGUCGCUGCAUGAGUGGUCCGCAUGGCGCACACCAUCCACGUUUAAGACACGUUUUCAAACCGCCUUUUAUGUAGCCGCACUGAAGGAUCGUCCCAAAGUGAUGACUGAGCCAAAAGAGGUUCAAGAUUAUGCCUGGCGUUCUCCAUUGGAUUAUCUGCAGCGGGCGUUAAAAAAAGAGAUUUGGCUGCCACCUCCACAAUUCUAUGAACUGUCGCGUUGUCUUAACUUUCAGUCGCUGGAGCAACUACGUCAGUUUGCCCAGCAACGUGAAAGCAAGGGAUACGUGCUGACACAUCCAGUUAUGUACAAAUGCACCGAUGGUUUGGUGCAUCUGUUUCCUGGCGACGAUAUGUAUCCCGACGAUCCUGAUGCCAGCGCCGAUAAGAUCGAUACGGGUAUGUCCACAGAAGCUUUUCGUGCUCUAGCCAAGAAGAAUUUACAUCGUUCUGAACAAAGGAAUCAGCACAAGACGCAGCUACUAAUUAACUUUAAUCCUCCCGACGGACAGGUCAAUCCCAUUGAUCCACGAACGUUGUAAUUUUCGAGUAUCUCAUAUUUAGCUGGAUUGACUUUCAUUUGUUUUACGCAAUCUGGAAAAAGUUGUAAAAAAUCACAUAAGUCAGGAAUUAAUACCGUAACAAUUAACGUUUCCGGUUUCAAACUGCUUCUUUCCGAAGCGAGUAUUUCGGUGAAAGGUUAUACUGUGGUUGUGUCCUUUCGGUUCCGAGAUCAGUACCGAUAUGUAGAGGUUAAAAAGUAUAAUUUUUAAAAAUUGCUGAAUUUUAUGAAACUUAAGUAUAUAAACAGAUACAAAUUGCUUAUUUACUGCAAAAAUGUCAAAACGUACGAAAAACGUACUUAAAGUUAUUAAUUUAUUACAGUAAAUGCAGCAAAUUCUACAAUCUUUCGACCCUUAAGUGAUAAGUAUAAAAGAAAAAUAAAAUUAAUUAUUUAACAAAUUUCCAGAUCCAUUCCGGAAAAUAGAUUUUGGGGUACGGUACUUGAAAAAUAAUUUCUUUUAAUUUCGGUAUAAAAUAUGAAAUGGUAUUAUUUCCUGACUAAUUUAAUGGCAAACUGUAGUGAAUUUAAAAUCAACAAAUAUUUUUAUUAAGAUAAUUGAACAAAAUACUCUUUUUGUGUUUAAAAAUGAACUUGUCAUUCUAAUAAAAUUAACAUGAGGCUCAACACAAAAGAGUAUUUAUUAGUUCAAAGCAAAAUGCAACUGUUGUUAAUAGCAAUAAAAGGGAAUUAGUUUAAUAAUAUAAAUAA